AUGAAUUAUUCUGCUUACGGCGAGCGUGGGGUUCCUAGGUUUCCCGUUGCCAUUUACUACUACUACUACUACUACUACUACUACUACUACUACUACUACUACUACUACUACUACUACUACUACUACUACUACUACUACUACUACUACUACUACUACUACUACUACUACUACUACUGUCAGAUCGGCAGCAUAUUCCAGACGGAGACAUGGAGCGGUUCCCGAGGUUAG
This is a messenger RNA of Penicillium diatomitis, 228 nucleotides long. RefSeq lists its product as uncharacterized. Bases 1 to 228 code for a protein of 75 amino acids. NCBI's taxonomy places the organism in Eukaryota, Fungi, Ascomycota, Eurotiomycetes, Eurotiales, Aspergillaceae. The transcript has 2 exons. The record is from RefSeq and is a predicted model, not a curated record.